Spinacia oleracea (spinach) is the source of this 1838-nucleotide messenger RNA. RefSeq names its product leucine-rich repeat extensin-like protein 4. Gene Ontology annotation, molecular function: protein binding. The transcript has a single exon. Lineage: Eukaryota; Viridiplantae; Streptophyta; Magnoliopsida; Caryophyllales; Amaranthaceae. The record is from RefSeq and is a predicted model, not a curated record. Bases 226 to 1530 code for a protein of 434 amino acids.
UUUUCUUGCAACUAUUCAUAUUAAAUGUACACACACUGAUUUUACCACCAAAUUAGUAGAGCAAGACCCACCAUUUGCUGUCUCCACCUUCUCAUGCUUUCCUUCCUAGCAGUAAAACACACACUUCCACAGUUCACACCCUAACUUAAACCCCCCCAAAAAAAUAUGAUACCAAGAAUCAUGAACAUCAACAACACUUAAACAAUAACCACAACUCCCUCAACAAUGCCCACAUUUCCCCUCAUGCUCUCCCUCCUCCUCCUCUUCCUGCUCUCCACCGAGGCUGCCUUUGGUGUCGGCCUCGGCCUCGGUCUCGGCAUUGGCGGAGGAACUACCGGAGGCGGCGGAGGUGGAGUUUGGGUUGGAGGAGGUGUUAACCCCUCAAAUUCACCCCCUCAACAACAAGAAGCACCACCACAAUCACAACAACAACCACCAUCACCACCAAGUCCUAGCCUAAGCAAGUCUUACACAGCUCUACAAGCAUGGAAAUCCGCAAUCACAGAAGACCCAAAUGGGGUUUUAACCACUUGGGUGGGCCCAAAUGUGUGUAAUUACAAAGGUGUAUUUUGCUCAAAUGGUGACAAUUAUAAUGGUGAUUAUAGUUACAAUUCCCCUGUUUUUUCCUCUGUUUCUGCCAUAGAUCUCAACCAUGCAAAUCUCAAGGGCAUUCUCGUCAAAGAACUGACUCUCCUCACUGAAUUGUCUCUCCUCCAUCUCAACUCCAACAGAUUUUCAGGCACAAUCCCUCAAAACUUCAAAGAUUUUCUUUAUCUCACUGAAUUAGACUUAAGUAACAACCAAUUUUCAGGCACAUUUCCCAAUCCUACCCUCUACAUGCCCAGUCUCAUGUACCUUGAUAUCAGAUUCAACAAUUUCUAUGGUGCGAUUCCCGAUGAUCUCUUCACUAAACAGCUUGAUGCAAUCUUCAUCAACAACAACCAGUUUGAUGGGCAACUCCCACAAAAUUUGGGCAACUCCCCUGCUUCUGUGAUCAACUUGUCCAACAACAAAUUUUCUGGGGGUAUCCCUGCAAGUUUAGGGUUUGUCAACUCUGCAAUUAAAGAAAUCCUGUUUUUAAACAACCAAUUAAGUGGGUGUAUACCAGAAAAUCUGGGGUUGUUCUCGGAUAUCACUGUUCUUGAUUUAAGCUUCAAUUCUUUGAUGGGUCAUUUGCCAGAUUCAUUGUCCUGCCUGGAAGAUAUACAAGUGUUGAAUUUGGCACAUAAUAAGUUGUCUGGUGAAUUGCCAGAUUUGGUUUGUUCAUUGAAAAAUCUGCUGAAUUUGAGUAUUGAGUACAAUUUCUUUUCUGGGUAUAGCCAAAAAUGUACAAAUUUGUUCAUGAGAAGUAUUGGGUUUGAUAUUUCUUUGAAUUGUAUACCUGGUAAAGGCAUGCAGAGGCCUCCACCUGAAUGUUAUGGUAUUCCUGGAACUGAUUCAGAUAGUUGUUUCAGAAUCCCUUCUGGUAAACCUCUUGUUUGUGGGUCUUUGCUUGAUCUCAUCCUUGGAAAUAUCCCACUUUCUCCUUAAUUACGGGGGAGUUUAACUUCUUUUUGUUAGCGUAACUCACCAGGUAAUCCAGAGAUAGGGUUCGGGUAAUACAUAAUCGAGCUUUCAACAAAUGUUGUUGCGUUUAAUCGGUAGGGGGAGUUUAAUUAACAAUGCUAGUUGUUAUAUUUGUAAUAUUUUGUUUGUAAAAGAGGUUGGUGAAAGGGUAAUGCAAUCUCAUUUAGUAGCAUUGAUGAUAGUUGAUGAUUUAGACAUGUAACUAUAUGUAGAAGUAUUCAAUUUGAUGUCCAAUAUUGUAUGUAAUCCAGUUUCUAGUAUCUUUCCGUUCA